AUGAAAGCAAUACAACAAUUAUUGCAUCAAGUUCAUUGGGGGGAACUUGAUUUACUGGUGAUAGACAUGCCUCCGGGAACAGGGGAUACCCAGUUGACCAUCAGCCAGCAAGUUGUGUUGGAUGGUGUGGUGAUAAUAUCAACCCCUCAAGAUAUUGCACUUAUAGACGCUAGGAAGGGCGUUAAUAUGUUUAAGAAGGUGGAUGUUCCGGUCUCUGCACAAAAAUGCAUAGACCGCAUGGAUCCAUUCUACCCCGCCAAGAAUGUCUACGCGAACUGCAAGAUGGUGACCGAACCUAAUGUUUUCGAGAGAACUUAUCAGGACCACGAUGAUGAUUGCAACGAGGCAAAGAAUAUGUUCAAGGUUACGGCAUUUCAAUGUGGAAGCAAUGAUACAACGCUAUGCAACAAUGUAAAAAACGCAUUUGAAACCGCCGGGCAGAUAAUCUCCCAGGUCUUUUAUUUAAAAGUUCCGGUAUCGAUAAAUGUCACCUUUACGAAUUUCUGCGAAGCUUUGAAACUUUGUUCUAUCGGCAAAAAAUUCGUUGCCAUCGAGUUCAAUUUCGAUCCAAAAAAAGGUGCCGCGAUGCCAUCCAGAAAUAUGUUAAUGCUAGAUGACGACGGUGCCACCAGAUUCUACCCUCAAGCACUUGUGAAACAAUUUCAAUUGUCGACCCACCCCGAGUACGCCCCUUGUGACAUCACGGCGACUUUCAAUUCUCAGGUAAAAUGGUGGUUCCGCGAGGACAAGAGGCCAAUAAAAGACAAGGAAAGAGAUUUUCUGUUUGUAGUCUUGCAUGAAAUGAUGCACGGCUUGGGCUUUGUAAGCAACUGGGCUGAUUGGACGAAUCCCCUCAACGCCUCAGAAGCUUUAUCACCAUACCCGUUGCUCACAAGCGACCCCAAAGGAGGUGAUGCGGUAAUAUUUGACGGGUUUCAGGAGACAUGUUUCGAUAAAUACGUGAUCAUACUCCCAUCUGGUCAGCACAUUUCAAACAUCACCAAGCAGUUGAAUAGAUUUGGCGGUGGACCCGGAACAAAAUUUGCAAAUGAGACCGACUUCAUACUGAAGUUCCAUGCGUCACCACAAUACAAGAUAGCGAAGAAAAUAUUCAAGAAAGCUGUAACCGCCAACGACCUCGGAUUCUUACCGCACGGUGAAUCGAACCCACGUGACUCCGUGACUCUGGAAACCAGUUUGAAUCCCUUCGUACAAGGGGCUAGUAUAGAUCAUGUGUCUAAUAAACGUUAUGCGAACAGCAGUGACUUCCUAAUGAAGUUUCUAUUUAAACCCCUGGAAACUCUGGAAUCGUUGGAGAAAAGAGCUGGGAGUGAAAGUUGUGGACCCAUUGGGCCAGAGCUAAGGUUGAUUAUGCAAUCACUUGGCUUGAUAGAAUCACGACUGUUGACCAUGCCUCAGAAUUCAAGUGGAAAAGUUUAUUAUGAAGCCGACAGGAUUAUAGAUGAGAAGAUGAUUGGGGAUGAUUGGUAUUACUACAUUAAGUGGAAGGGAAUGGAUGAAAAUGGUAAACCUUGGAAUCCAACUUGGGAACCAUCAAGUUAUUGCACACCACCGCUCAUUGCUUCAUGGGAACAACAGAAGAGAUCUGCAAAAAGGAAGCUGAGGUCACCUCAUGAUUCCAUGUCUCCAAGGCCUUCACCUGCAAGCACAAUCACCGAGCCCAGAAAGAAGCUAUUGGGAGGCAAUAAAGACGAUCGUCAAUUGCCAGGUUCUCCAGUAAUCAUCAGUGGUAACUCGAGAGCUCCCAUGGUUAUCAACCACUCGGAAUCUGUACUUGGUAGCAGUUCCAAUCUACCUAUGGUUAUCGAAGAUGGCGCACCAAGGAGCUUUCCCAUGAAUAAUGGAUCAUCAUCUAGGGUAAAGGCACAAAUCCAAAGCGAAAAAUUAACAGAUAGUGUCACUUCAAAGAUUAAGUCAACCUCAUGCGGCCAACCAUCAGAUGAUUCUAGCACAUCGCAAUUAUCAAAAAAAUCUCAUUCAUCUCACCGUACCAUCAUGCUUCCCGUACCGUUAUCACCAAUACAACAAAAGAUAUAUCGUAAAAUUUACAAUAGUCCACAAUUAUUUAGAGCCUUUGCUGAAGCCGACGAGUCAUCUCCGUUGUCCUCGAACUCACUCAUUCUCACAGCGAGAGAUCAAUUGCUCAUGGUGGUCGAUCAUAUAUCGCUACUUACAUCACUGUCCAACGACAGUAAUAGGUUACCGGCCAAGAAUUGGAUGUUGGAUAUUAAUAAAACUGGAAAACUUUUAUUAUUACGAAGAUUAUUGACGAGGUUAUCGCAUACAAACCUAAGGAUCGGAAUUGCUCUCCCUCAAGGAAAAAUGAUGGACAUCUUCAAAGAUUUCUUGGAUUCACUUGGUCAUUAUUACCUGGAGAUUCAUGAAUCAAAAUCAAAAAAUUCAAAGGUCACCCUUAAUUACAAUCGUGAAAGCAUGACAUGUGUGUUAUUCUCUACAAGCACACAGGGCAAUAGUGAUGAUUUGUCACUAUUAGAUCUUGUAAUAGCUUACGACACGAGCUUCAUUCCGCAAACGCAUUUGUGGAAAUCAAAGUCUAACGAGGACAUACCGAUAAUUAGGCUUGUAACAAAAAAUACCCUCGAGCACGCCCUCAAUUAUCAAUUGUUUCAUGAGCAAAAAGUCAUUUCUGAGAUGAAUCUUUCGGAAAUUAAAAAGACGAUAUCUUUUGGAUCAAUGAAAAAGAAUCAAAUAAUGGCUCCAGGCUGUGAAAUAGCUCAAUUUGAUGUUAAGGGGGUCUGUGAUAAGGUUGCUGAUUGGAUCGAGAGUGGAAUGCGGGAGGAACUAACGUUUGGCAUGGAAACGGCGAUUGAAAGGAUUUGGAGUAAGGGCAUUGGCAUCGUCACCCCUCUCGCCUCUUCCCGUGUUUCAGAAAAGCGAAACUCGGAAAAUUUGGAUGAUAUGGGAAUUCUUAAGCGAAGAAAGGUAAAGCAUGAUAAAGAACCAACGAAAAAUGACGAAGGGAAUGCCUCGAAAUCAAAAAAGGUGAAAUCAAUAUCCAAUUCUCAAGACGUCCCGGAAAAAGUUUCAAGACGGGAAUCAUCAAAACCUAUACUAAAGACGCCCCGAGAUGAUUCCGAAAAAAUUUUAAAACAUGAAGUGUCGGAUGUUAUAAAUGACGAAAAAAAACAGACACAGAAUUUGUCAAAGCCUGUCAUAGAAAAAAAUUCCGGUCAAUCAUCUGGAAGUACAGCAAGCAAAUCCAGAAGUUCUACUCUUGAAGAGAACGGAACAAUCGAAAGCUGGAAACAAAAAUUCAUCGACUUGCAACUUAAGUUUAAAAAUCAAGAGGAGAUUAUUUCUGAACUUCAGCAGGAAAAAGAUAAAUACCUGGGCUUGGUGAAUGAACUAAGUGCCGAACUUUCUAGCACCAGGACACAAUUAUUGGAUGCGCAAGCGCAGGGAAAGCGGUUCAGGAAUCAAAAUGAAAUGUCGGAUGGGGAGACAUCCCACGAACUUUCAAGUACUCGGGAGAAAUUGGCGGAAGCCUUGCGUACAAUCUCCAAAAUAAAACUUGAAUUGGAGACCAAAGAGGCAGAGAAUGGCAACAUGAAAAAGGAAAUAGAGGAAAGCAAGUUCACCAUCAAAUCAAUUAAAAGUCAACUAAAGGUCGUGCAAGAAGAAUCCGUUGCUCUACGUUUCCAACUUCGAACCGAUACUCCUGUGAAAUUUACCAGACGAACCGAAACUAUGGAUGAACAAAUUAAAAUGUUGACCGCAGCAAACAGUUCAUUGCGCAUGCAGUGUGAACUUUAUGAAAAACAGGUUAAAAUUGCAGAAGAAAAUGCAAUAAGGAACACAGAUAUAGCUAACCUACUAAUGAAAGUUAGAGGAAAGAAUUUGGAAGAGGUAGAAAAAUUUCUUGAAACGAAGCAAAAUGAAAUCCUAAGUGGUGUCGAUGAGAAUAUUGAAGCCUCUGAAAAUGUUUCAGAUGGGCGUCUCUCAUCCAAUGGUAUGGAUCCUUUGAUAUCUAAGCAAUUUUUUAAUGGAUCGUCAAAACAUUAUUCAUGCAGUCUUGGAAAAUGCAAAAACAAGUUCAGGGCUAUUGAAUAUAUGAAUAGCGAUAAUGAAAACAAAGGUUAA
Acaulospora colombiana is the source of this 4122-nucleotide messenger RNA. NCBI's taxonomy places the organism in Eukaryota, Fungi, Glomeromycota, Glomeromycetes, Diversisporales, Acaulosporaceae. The record is from the annotation of a GenBank genome assembly.